CCAUCCUCGACCUCUGACAAACAACGCGCGUUGAACUCAAGGGGAGGCACCUACGCACCUACCGACGCAACACACACUCAACACGACCGCUGCACGCUGUAACGGGACGCAGUGAAUGGGCGUCCUUGAUGGGCUUGCUGAAGGAGGGAGCUGGGAAGAUGCGACGGAAUCGCUUGCACUGCAAGGCACGUUGGUGGCGGGAAUCAGGCGUGGGUACAGCUCUUGUGGUGUGUGUUGCCGCCGUGGCGGUGGCUGCGGUGGCGCUGUUGGCGCCAACUGUGGAAGCGGUUCAUGGUGUCUGCGCAGAGAACACGUUUCCGGCUCUGAACACAAGAGGACAGCACUUUCAUUGCAUCUGCCCAGAUGAGUUUAUCUGUGAGGGCUGCUCGCACGGGUGCCAACCCGCGAUGAAGAACCGCUGCGUCAACGGCUUCAUUCCAUCCUGCACCACUUGCCGCUGCAGCAAAGAAACGGGGGACGAAGAGCCAAGAAGGAAGCGCAAGAAGCGACCGCGUCUCGGCGACCUGGUGGAUCGCAUCGACGCCCCGUUCUGCGAGGCAGAAGGCGAGGCGUUCCCUGCGUCCAGAAAAUACGAUGGCAACGGCACGUUUGUGUUUGUGGUCAGCAACGGCCACACGGGCACCACCUUCCUUGGGCAGCUGUCGACGUGGCGCACGGUGUUUGGGCGCGUACCGCGAGGGUACGUCAUCGUGCAUGAGCAGGAAGCCGACAAGGCACUCGUGCAGCAGCUGCCCUUCCACGACGACUGGUGCCAGCGUGCUCUGGAGUACGUCGCCGACCACAAAGUGCCCUUUAUGCAACGAGCGCUGGACAACCUCGGCGCGCACACCUACUUUGCUGCCGGCCACCAAAUCAUCCUCGGCAUGCUGCCUGCGCUGGCAGACAUCUUGGGCGACCGCGUGCGGUUUGUGCGCCUGCGCCGCAACCGGUUCGACACCGCCUACAGCUACAUGCCCAAGCGCGGUGGGCCGUGUCAGCAGCAGUGCCACUACUGCCUGUGCCCGCUGGACAGGGCGGCGCGCUGCCCAGCGCCAUCGGGGGACGUGUGGAACAGCCUCAACAGCUUCCAGCAGUACCUCUGGUCCGUGGACGAGGUGGAGUGCCAGUGGCAGGCGCUGCUACAGUCGCGACCACAUCUGCAGCACAUGGAAAUCAACUGGAGCGGCACCAUCGAGCCGUCCACCAUGCAGACGCUGGCGUCGUUCCUCGGCAUGACGUUUGCGGAGGAUGUGCAGGUGGCGCAGACGGUGCAGUCCAAUGAGCACGUGAGCAGGAAGAAGCGCGGGGAGAAGAACAUGACCCUCUUGCACGAGUGGGCGCGGGACUACGAGCAGAGGCUGCGACUGCCCCACUGCAACGACUACACGUGCAUUGUUGAUGCUGCUGACACGCAGCAGCAUGGUACCUAGGCUCUCAAGUUGUUUUGCCGCGAGGGCGGUGUGGGUGGUUGUGUGUGUGUGAGAGAGAGAGUGUGUGUGUGCGUGCGUGUGUGUUUGUGUGCAAGCGUGUGUAAGUGUGUGUGUGUGUGUGUGUGUGUGUGUGUGUGUG
Molecule: messenger RNA, 1569 nt
Organism: Salpingoeca rosetta
Lineage: Eukaryota; Choanoflagellata; Craspedida; Salpingoecidae
Exons: 2
Coding region: 129-1430 (433 amino acids)
Source: RefSeq, a predicted model, not a curated record